This is a messenger RNA of Pseudovirgaria hyperparasitica, 1260 nucleotides long. RefSeq names its product BSP-domain-containing protein. NCBI's taxonomy places the organism in Eukaryota, Fungi, Ascomycota, Dothideomycetes, Acrospermales, Acrospermaceae. The transcript has a single exon. Bases 238 to 1035 code for a protein of 265 amino acids. The record is from RefSeq and is a predicted model, not a curated record.
GAGCUUCAGAGGGAUAUUACUUUCAUGCCUUAUUCACUACACACGCUUCUCUCGACGUGCUUGGAAAUCUAAAGACCUUUGAAAUCCUGCUUUCUUCAUCUGCAACUUAUCCGUCCUCUGUAAUUCGUCUUCACUCUUCCGUCUCUCGACAUCUCUCCACAUCCUCCUCAAUCUUGCAGCACCAUAUACACACCAAUGCCGCCCCACCAGAUACCCACAUACUUCCAAACCCAAACCAUGGCUCCGUCCAACAUCGUGUCUUCUCCAAGUGCAUCAUCCUCCUCCUCAAGUCCGCGACCAACACCGCACCCCAAGCCCAACCCAGUCCUCCGCAUCCAUCUAAACGACCUCUCCCAGAAAGGCACCGUCCUCUUCCUCUCCUCCCUCCCCGUCUCCCACGUCCUCGAAGAUGCCGUCGCAACCGUACUCAGACACCUCUACUCGCCACAUUCCACAUCAGUUCCGCCCACCCGCAGCAUAACCCUCAUAAUCCGUCCAAUGGACGGCGUAGCAUACACAACUGGCCUCCAGAUCGACGACGCGCACAAGGAAAUCCACUUCAACACGCGGUACAUAGAGCAGGUAUCUUUGUCGCGUCUUGCGGAGGAGCUUACCGGCGUGAUUGUGCAUGAAAUGGUGCAUUGCUAUCAACAUAAUGGUCUUGGUACUGCACCAGGAGGAUUGAUCGAGGGUAUCGCGGAUUGGGUACGGCUGCAGGCAGGGCUGGCACCGCCGCAUUGGAAGAAGGAGGCGGGAGGACGAUGGGAUGCCGGGUAUCAGCAUACAGGGUAUUUUCUGGAUUAUUUGGAACAGAGAUUUGGGCGCGGGACAGUGAUGAGGGUGAAUGAGAGGUUGAAGGGCAGGAGGUAUGAGGAGAAGGAGUUCUGGCAAGAUGUUGUGGGCAAGAGUGUAAAGGACCUGUGGGCAGAUUAUCAGCAGAAGUUGGAAGACGACCUAGACGAACAGAUCGAUGCUAGUGUUCAUUGGAGCAGCGCGCAAGAGCAGAAGAAAGCUACAAAAUCAUUCAAUGCAUAGGGUUAUUACAGCCUUGAGUAACGUUCCUGGGGGCCCAUUCCAGAUUUUUAGAACAAUCCUCGUACCAGUCUCAAAGCAACUCCAUUCCAUACGCCUCAGAUCGUCUCCUUGGGUGAAUCCUAUGGCUUACUCGUCUGCCCACCCCUUUGCACCCAGUCCAUCCAGCUUCCUCUAUACUCCCCCACCUUCUCAUACCCACUCUGCCUCGCCAGCUGUGCCGCCGAA